This is a messenger RNA of Monopterus albus (swamp eel), 639 nucleotides long. RefSeq names its product placenta associated 8. Lineage: Eukaryota; Metazoa; Chordata; Actinopteri; Synbranchiformes; Synbranchidae. The record is from RefSeq and is a predicted model, not a curated record. The transcript is spliced from 5 exons. The coding region runs from base 97 to 411 and encodes 104 amino acids.
UCCCUCCUGUUCUCAGUGUGCUGUGCAGGAGCCUCCUCAGUCAGUUUCACCGUCCUUCAACUCUCCAACCUUCUGAGAAACGUCUUGAUCCUGAUCAUGGCUGUCACCAACCAGCCAGGCCGAUACGAACCCUCCGAAUUCCAGACGGGCCUGUGUGAUUUCUGCGAUGACUGUGGCACUUGCUGCUAUGGUUGCUGGUGCUACCCAUGCCUGGGCUGCACCAUUGCUGCUGAUAUGGACGAGUGCUGCCUGUGUGGUCUUAGCAUGCCCAUCCGCAGCGUCUAUAGGACCAGAUACAACAUCAGAGGGUCACUGUGUAAUGAUUUUAUGACGGUAAUGUUCUGCCCAAUCUGCGCCACCUGCCAACUGAAGAGAGAUAUUGACCGCAGGAAGGAGCAGGGUAUUUUCUAACGGGAUGCUGUCCUGAUACCAGAGAAGUUGUACAUCUGCUUGACUUCUGUGCUGUCGAAGUACUUGUAGAUGCAGCCCAGUUUCUUCCUGAUAGACAGUAAAUGGGUCAUGAAAUGACAUUUGUUCUAAAUUCACUAUCCUUGUGUGAUUUUUUUUUUAUCCUCUGAGGGAGAAGACAUUCAUAUCUUACAGCCAGUUAAACAUUAGUCACCUGGGGCUUGGUUUGAU